AGACAAGACAAAUUCGCCACGAGUUUCGCAAUUCUCGAAAGUAAAGGAUUUCCAGAUAAAGAUAGUUCCGGUAUCGUAUCCUGGAGAAUACUGUCCGACGUAGAAGCCCUAGCAAUGGCGAGGAUGAUAGCAACUACAAUGGCGCGAACACGCUACGCACCACGUAGACCACGAGCAGC
This is a messenger RNA of Amoebophrya sp. A120, 179 nucleotides long. Lineage: Eukaryota; Dinophyceae; Syndiniales; Amoebophryaceae. The record is from the annotation of a GenBank genome assembly.